AUGACAGCUUUGUUAAUCUUAAUCGAAAGGGUAAGGAGAUCAGCUAUCCAGUCGAUGUUGAACAGUGUGUCUGCAGAAUGGCAAGCCCACUGGGUUUCAUUAACAUGGUUACCACUAACGUACAGCAGCAACAGAAAGGUAGAAUAUAAGAAAAGAGAGCCAAACAUGACGUUAGUCUAUGACAAAAUGACCCGAACCUAUGCCUCUAGAAGAUAUAUAAAUAAAACUUCUCCUACACUCCAAGAGAUUAACGACAAGUACCCCUUCCUAUUUGAUCCACAACAGGUUUGUAAAUAG
Paramuricea clavata is the source of this 297-nucleotide messenger RNA. NCBI's taxonomy places the organism in Eukaryota, Metazoa, Cnidaria, Anthozoa, Malacalcyonacea, Plexauridae. The record is from the annotation of a GenBank genome assembly.